CAGUCCGAUCGAGUAGAACUCGUCCAGCCCAAACGAAAAAUUAAAAAAAAUGUUGCGAUCGACUGUCUUCCUUUUGGCACUGAUCUCCCUUUGUUCUGGGCAGCCUGGAAGUGCACGUUACAGCUACUUCAAUCAAUUUCAAGCAGGUAAACCUUCACCAGCUUUGGGAAGGUUUUUCUUUCCGUUCAGACCGUACACGCUCCCAUUUGGGCCGUUUUACUUGCCGGACUUGAUUCCAACGUCCAUCAUCACGGUGACCCAGGUCGUGCCGACAACUUUCACCAGGACCGUCGAUGCUUAUUGCAUAGACGGAGCGACUUCUGUUUGCUCUGUUCGUCGAAAGAGAGCUGUGCUGGAAGAAGACCAGCUGGUCUACGUCAAUGGCCAGCCGUUCCAGCCGUCAGAGGUUUCCAGAAUGUUAGCAACGGAAAUGCCGAUGGACUCGCGCGUUCCAGCAGCGACUGCCUUACUGGAUGCUUCGAUGACAUCACCCGAAGAGACGGCACGUGAAGGUCGUGCGAAACAGGGCCAGUGGUAUUUCGCCACCACGACCACUGUUACGAUGACAGCUGUCACUGUCGUCAACUCAACCAACGCUGAAAUCAUUCCAAUUUCAAUCGCCGGAUGCAUUCCGGCUUGUUUAACUACUUUAGCGCUAUGUUAGAAUCGUCGGGCUUUUAUAUGUCAACAUAUGUUACG
Molecule: messenger RNA, 699 nt
Organism: Daphnia carinata
Lineage: Eukaryota; Metazoa; Arthropoda; Branchiopoda; Diplostraca; Daphniidae
Exons: 3
Coding region: 50-664 (204 amino acids)
Source: RefSeq, a predicted model, not a curated record